Molecule: messenger RNA, 951 nt
Organism: Euleptes europaea (tarantolino)
Lineage: Eukaryota; Metazoa; Chordata; Lepidosauria; Squamata; Sphaerodactylidae
Product: olfactory receptor 14I1-like
Exons: 1
Coding region: 10-951 (313 amino acids)
Biological process (GO): G protein-coupled receptor signaling pathway
Cellular component (GO): membrane
Molecular function (GO): odorant binding; G protein-coupled receptor activity; olfactory receptor activity
Source: RefSeq, a predicted model, not a curated record
AAGUCCAAAAUGUCCAAUGAAAGCUUCGUUACUGAAUUCCUGCUCUUAGGUUUCUCUGAGGUUCGAGAGGUACAACUCGUACAGUUUGCGGUCUUUCUGCUGAUUUAUCUGGCAGCACUCAUUGGGAAUAUUCUCAUCAUCACAGCUGUAGCUACCGAUUCUGGUCUCCACAGUCCCAUGUAUUUCUUCCUGGCAAAUUUGUCCCUCAUGGACCUGGGUUUCAUCUCAGUAACUACACUCAAAGCCAUGGCUAACUGUUUAAUGAACAGCAGAUUGAUAUCUCAUUCCGAAUGCAUUAUCCAGGUCUUCUUCCUCUUCUUCUUCAUGGCAUCAGACUACUUCCUCCUCACGGUCAUGGCUUAUGACCGAUAUGUUGCCAUAUGUGAUCCACUGCAUUAUGAAAUAGUGGUGAAUAAGGAAGUAGCCAUCCAAAUGGCAGCCAUCACGUGGAUCAGUGGUCUUUUUUAUGCAUGCGUGCACACUGGAGCCACCUUCACAGUUCCUUUCUGCUCCAACAUCAUCAAUCAGUUCUUCUGUGAGAUCCCCCAACUACUCAAGCUCUCCUGCUCAGAUUUGUACCUUAUAGAAGUUGCGGUACUUGGUUUUAGUGCAUGUUUAGGACUGGGCUGUUUUGGUUUUAUAGUUGUAUCUUAUGUGGAAAUCUUCAAAACGGUGUUCAGAAUCCCCUCUGUGCAGGGCAGAGAGAAAGCCUUCUCCACUUGCAUCCCUCAUCUCAUUGUGGUCUCCUUGUUUCUUUUCACUGGUACCUUUGCCAACCUAAAUCCAACAUCCAGCUCUUUGGUGGGUCUGGACCGGGUAAUUACUAUGUCUUACUGUAUUCUCCCCCCAGUGAUGAAUCCCAUAAUUUAUAGCAUAAGGAACAGGGAGAUCAAAGCAGUGCUGUGGAAACUCUAUUAUAAGUCCUGGAGAGAGUCCAUCAACCAAAAAUGA